Molecule: messenger RNA, 1682 nt
Organism: Phalaenopsis equestris
Lineage: Eukaryota; Viridiplantae; Streptophyta; Magnoliopsida; Asparagales; Orchidaceae
Product: histone deacetylase 8
Exons: 4
Coding region: 170-1318 (382 amino acids)
Source: RefSeq, a predicted model, not a curated record
UGGUGUUUGCCGAUUCAAUAAAAAGCGAAGGGUGAACUCAGAAGCUUUUUUUGACCGAUUUCUAACAUAUCAGUGAACUCGCUGGAGGAACCCUAACAAAACCCACGCAUACAAGUUCCAUUUUCGUGCUGUUCGAGCUGAAUCUUCGAUUCCUUGCCUCCAUUAAACCAUGUAUGCUCCUCCAUCUACCAUUCCUCGCCAGCUCUUACACGUUUUCUGGCACGACGGCAUGCUUAGCCAUGACGCCGGCAUUGGAGUCUUCGACACAGGCCACGAUCCUGGUUUCCUCGAAGUGUUGGAGAAACACCCGGAGAACGCCAGCCGAGUGAAGAACAUGGUCUCCAUCCUCCGCAAGGGUCCAAUCUCUCAAUACAUCUCCUGGCAUACCGGAAGACCUGCUCGGAUUUCUGAGCUUCUCUCUUUCCACACCUCUGAAUACAUAGGUGAACUAGUCCAGGCUGACAAGGAAGGGGGAAAAGAUCUUUGUGCUGGUACUUUUCUGAAUCGUGGUUCAUGGGAUGCUUGUCUUCUUGCUGCUGGGAGCACUUUAGAAGCAAUGAAAUAUGUGCUCGAUGGGCAUGGGAAACUGGCUUAUGCAUUAGUGCGGCCACCUGGUCAUCAUGCGCAGCCUACUAGAGCUGAUGGCUAUUGUUUCCUGAACAAUGCUGGUCUUGCUGUUCAACUUGCUCUUCAAUCUGGCUGCCCAAAGGUUGCAGUAAUUGACAUUGAUGUCCAUUAUGGCAAUGGCACGGCGGAAGGUUUCUACCACUCGAAUAAGGUUCUUACAAUUUCGCUUCAUAUGAAUCAUGGUUCUUGGGGGCCUUCACAUCCUCAAAGUGGAGACAUUGAUGAGGCUGGUGAAGGCGAUGGGUUUGGUUACAACUUGAACAUACCUUUACCCAAUGGAACAGGUGAUGAGGGUUAUGUGUAUGCAAUGAAUGAGUUAGUUGUUCCAGCUAUUCAAGAGUUUAAGCCUGGCCUUGUUAUUUUGGUUGUUGGACAAGAUUCUAGUGCGUUUGACCCAAAUGGAAGGCAAUGCCUAACGAUGGCUGGUUAUAGGCACAUUGGUCAAUUAUCACGCUUUCUAUCUGAUCAAUUCUCCAAUGGGCGCCUAUUGAUUGUUCAAGAAGGAGGCUAUCAUGUCACAUACUCGGCAUAUUGUCUUCAUGCAACUCUGGAGGGCGUUCUGAAUCUUCCAGAACCUCUUUUAGCAGAUCCGAUUGCUUACUACCCUGAAGACAAGGGCUUCUCUGUUAAAGUUGUUGAUGCUAUUAAGCAGUACUGGAAAGAAAACUUCCCAUUCUUAAAGGAAAUCUGAAUAGCUGUGAGCAAGAAAAUCGGGGUACCAAUAUUUAUACUACUUACAAAAAUGCUAGCACGAAUCUCAAGGGGAUUAGGCAACCAUGAGAAAGAAGACUUGCAGACGAAGUUCCAGAUCAAAGAACAGAAAUUUCACCCGCAAGCAGUCGAUCAACUUUAUAGCUGAAUCAACAGACGUUGGCUUUCGACCGAUAAAUUCACCAAACGAGUGAACGCAAUCAACUAAAUGUGCACUUUUAUCAAAUUACCAGUCGAUAUAAUCAGCUGACUCGAACAUCGGGCGGUCGCCAGAGUCAACCAACUCAAACAUCAGGAGGUUGACCGACAUCAGAUUUUCAUUCACAUUGUAAUGUAAUUUUUAU